This is a messenger RNA of Acanthoscelides obtectus, 2376 nucleotides long. Lineage: Eukaryota; Metazoa; Arthropoda; Insecta; Coleoptera; Chrysomelidae. The record is from the annotation of a GenBank genome assembly.
AAUUAAUUUAUUUUUUUAACCUGUUAAGUGGUUAAGACGUAUAUAUCCGCAAACCCAUAUAUUACAAUCAAUGCUUAUGACGGAUAUUCUCGCUUCGGCUAUUUUUUGGUAGCCCGCAAUGGUUAAGACGUAUACGUUCGCCUGCUGUAGUUUACUGGUAAACAAAAUCCUAAUUCAACUACGCGGCGGAAUUAUUUUGUGGAAUCUCUUCCCGCUCAGUCGUUAUUUGGGCGUGUUACCGUGUGGCUGAUUACGACAUUAUUACGUUUAGUAUUCCACUACGUUUGUGCAGGAAAAGGAAGUGUUCUUGAAUAUAUAUACAAAAUGUCUAAUUUAGAAGACAAUGACUCUGAAGAUAUUGAUAUUAGUGGCGACGAGGCGGACGAGGUGGAUGGUUAUACAAGUUCGGACGAGACAGAGGGCGAAUCGGAAUAUGAGGACAGUGGAGAAGAUACUAAUGAUGAGACGGAGCCUGAGCCCGAACCUGACUUUGAAAUGCCCUGGACUCAAAAUGGAAUCCCCAGACCAGCAUUUCCUUUUACAUCGAACAGUGGCGUGCAGGUACCUGCUAAAAGCAACCCUUUGGACAUUUUUGAAAUUUUUUUUGAUGAAAGUCUAAUAAACCUUAUAGUUGAAGAAACCAAUCGAUUUGCUAUCCAAUAUAUUAUAAAAAAUGGAGAAAACAUAAGACCGCACUCUAGAGUACGCCAAUGGAAAGAAACGAAUACCAACGAAAUUAGGACGCUUAUAGGCCUAUUGAUAUUACAGGGAUUAUGUCCUAAGCCUGAAUACAAAAUGUAUUUCUCUCGGAGAGAGAGCAUAGAAACUCCAUUUUUUUCGAAAAUUAUUUCCGAGAAAAGAUUUCACUUGUUAUUGAAAUUUUUGCAUUUUGUUGAUAAUUCAACAAUAAAUGCCAACACAAAAAAUCGCAAACUUGCCAAAGUACUUCCACUUCUAAACCAUUUAAGGGAGAAAUUUAUGACCAGUUAUGUGCCAGAAAGGGACAUCGCGAUAGACGAGUCUCUGAUUGGCUGGAAAGGGAGAUUGGGCUGGAAACAAUACAUACCUUCUAAACGAAAGAGGUUUGGCAUCAAACUAUUCGCUUUAUGUGAAACUUCUGGUUAUAUGUAUAAUUUUAUCAUCUAUACAGGUGCUGAUACGAUUUAUGAAGCACAGCAUUCUCAGGAACCAGUUACAUCAAGGAUAGUUUUAUCCCUUGUUGAUUCGCUACUUGACAAAGGGUAUCGACUUUUUCUAGACAAUUACUACACAAGUGUUGACUUGGUUCACAAAUUAGUAAAACGAAGAACAGACUGUGUGGGAACAAUUCGAGCAAACAGAAAAGGUAUCCCUAAAGAUUUACAAGUGAAAUUAUCUAAAGGACAGUCUGUUGCUAGAUACAAUAGAAAAAUUAUGAUACAAAAAUGGCAUGACAAGAAGGAUGUUUUAAUGAUAUCUACCCUUCACGAUAAAACUAUGGAAAAGGUCUUAACUAAAAAGGGUGAAAUUGAGAAACCCACUUGUGUACUAGAGUACAAUAAAAAAAUGGGCGGGGUGGACUUAGCCGAUAAUUAUUUGCACUACUAUGGAACGGCAAGGAGUAGAGUAAAAAAAUACUACAUGAAAAUGUUCUGGCACUUUUUGAGUGUAACAACGCUAAACUCAUUUCAUAUAUACAAACGAAAUGGAGGCCGACUGAAAAGGAUAAAUUUUUUGUUAGAAUUGGGAGAACAAAUAGUUAGAAAAUAUAGCUCACAAAUAACUUUCGGAACAAGGAGAUCAAGGGCACCAAUGCCAUCAAGAUUUAUUGAACGUCACUUUCCGUCGGUUAUACCACCUACUACGAAACAAAAACCAACAAAAAGGUAAGCUAUUGUAUCACAGAAGGCAUUUUUUUUAAAUCAGUUUUUUAGGUGUGCAAUAUGUGCUGAAAAGAAAAUCAGAAAGGAAAGCCGUUACUGGUGCCAAAAAUGCCAUACUGGUCUGUGUCCCGCACCGUGUUUUGAGAUUUUCCAUACCAAGUAACAAAAAAGCUACAAAAAUAAGUAUGAAGAAUGGAAUGAGAAAACUGGUGCACCUUCAAUGCAAUGUUAUAAGUUAGCCUUCACCUUUACUUUUCUUUAGAUACCAGUUCAAUAUUUUUAUGUUGUUUUGACGAUAAUAUACGCCUUUCAGUUUUAUUGUCGAAUUUUAAUGCUAUUGACGUAUAUAUACGCUAGUGAAUAUAGUCAGUGCUGAUGACGGAUAUGUCCGCAUGCGAUAAAAUUACGGGCCAUCUAGAAAAGCCUAUGGUUGUUUAUCCUGGGCCACUUAACAGGUUAACUUAACUGUCAUGACCAAAAAGAAAACAACUGUCUAUUGUUGUUUUUAGUAGAA